Myxocyprinus asiaticus (Chinese sucker) is the source of this 2229-nucleotide messenger RNA. RefSeq names its product ribosomal protein S6 kinase beta-1. The record is from RefSeq and is a predicted model, not a curated record. Lineage: Eukaryota; Metazoa; Chordata; Actinopteri; Cypriniformes; Catostomidae. Gene Ontology annotation, biological process: signal transduction; protein phosphorylation. The transcript has 15 exons. Gene Ontology annotation, molecular function: protein serine/threonine kinase activity; ATP binding. The coding region runs from base 118 to 1626 and encodes 502 amino acids.
GGGGGUGUCAGUGUGUCGCGCGCAUGCCGGUCAUGGCAACGGUGCGUUCAUGUCCAUGAGGCAGGAAGCGCGAGCUCCUCACGCGGUUUGAAGCGACCCAAGUCGGCGAAAUUAACGAUGGCUGGCGUUUUCGACAUCGAUCUGGACCAGCCAGAGGAAAAUGUCUCCGAUGAUGAGCUGGAGGAGGCUCAGAUCAAUGACCUCAUGGAUCAGUGCAGUGGCUUUGAAUUCAACAUGGACGAUUGUGAGAAGAUUGAGAUAUCGGAGGACAAUGUGAACCAGGGCACCGAGAACAUCCGGCCUGAGUGCUUUGAGCUGCUCCGUGUUUUGGGUAAAGGAGGUUAUGGAAAGGUUUUCCAGGUUCGGAAAGUAAGCGGUGCAGCUUCGGGAAAAAUAUUUGCUAUGAAAGUCUUGAAAAAGGCGAUGAUUGUACGUAAUGCCAAGGACACAGCGCAUACUAAAGCAGAGCGGAACAUCUUGGAGGAAGUCAAGCAUCCUUUCAUAGUCGAUCUGAUCUAUGCCUUUCAGACGGGCGGCAAGCUUUACCUCAUCCUUGAAUACCUAAGUGGUGGGGAGCUUUUCAUGCAGCUCGAGAGAGAGGGGAUUUUCAUGGAGGACACGGCCUGCUUUUACUUGGCUGAAAUCUCAAUGGCUCUCGGACACCUGCAUCAGAAAGGCAUCAUCUACAGAGACCUCAAACCUGAGAACAUCAUGCUCAAUAGCCAAGGACAUGUAAAACUGACUGACUUUGGACUGUGUAAAGAGUCGAUCCAUGACGGCACAGUGACCCACACUUUCUGUGGCACUAUUGAGUACAUGGCUCCAGAGAUCCUCAUGAGAAGCGGACACAAUCGAGCUGUUGACUGGUGGAGUCUUGGAGCUUUGAUGUAUGACAUGUUAACAGGAGCACCACCAUUUACUGGAGAGAACCGGAAGAAAACAAUUGACAAAAUUCUUAAAUGCAAAUUGAACCUCCCACCCUACCUCACACAAGAAGCCAGAGACCUACUCAAAAGGCUACUGAAAAGAAAUGCCUCAUCUAGGCUUGGGGCUGGACCUGGAGAUGCAACAGAAGUACAGACUCAUCCCUUCUUUCGACACGUUAAUUGGGAAGACCUUCUUUCGCGAAAAGUAGAACCACCAUUCAAGCCUUUCUUGCAAUCAGCUGAGGAUGUGAGCCAGUUUGAUUCAAAGUUCACCAGCCAGACCCCCGUUGACAGUCCUGAUGACUCCACACUGAGUGAAAGUGCAAAUCAGGUCUUUUUGGGAUUUACCUAUGUAGCUCCAUCUGUGUUGGAAAACAUAAAGGAGAAGUUCUCAUUUGAGCCAAAAAUUCGUUCACCUCGCCGGUUUUUGGGAAGCCCCAGAACACCUGUCAGCCCAGUUAAGUUCUCAGGAGAUGGUUGGACUCGAGGUCCCACUCUGCCUGAAUCCUCCACCCUCCAGUCUCCUUCAGAACUUGCUAUGGAAGUGUCCACCAUGGAUCAGAUGGAUAUCACAGCCAGUGCCGAGGCCACUGCCCCUCUUCCCAUCAGGCAACCCGCUGGCUCCAACAUGGGCCAGUUUAAACAGCAGGCCUACCCAGUCUUGUCCAAAAGGCCAGAGCAUCUACGUAUGAACCUAUGACCUUUAGUUCAACUUAGAGUUUUUCUUUACUUUCUCUAUUUCUUUUAUAUGGACACUAGGGGAAAAGAAAAGUCCCCAGCAUUACUACCAUCUCCUAUAUACUGUUCUUCACAUCUGAUGAGCAUGAGUACUUCACAGAGUUUGAGAAACUGCUCUAGUUCCUCACAUCCGAAAACCUAAGAGUGCAUUCUUAGAUGAUUUCUUUACAUAUCAGAUGGACUGGGCCUUCUUUUGGAUUAUCAACUUUUUUUACAUGAUUUUACCAUAAAAGGAACAUGGAAUAAAAAAAAAUAAAAAAUUACUUGACACUAUUUGCAAACGUGCAGACGAAUAGAUGCUGCCUACAAGAUGAUCAAGUGAUGUGGAGGAAUUGCUUCCAUGGGAUGCUCUGGGUUUUUAUAGUAUUUCCAAGGGACGCUGAAUGGCUUUCUAGCUGUCAUUGAAUUGUACAAAUCAUUGUGGAUUGAAUGCAUUUGUGGGGAUUCCACCGAGCGGAGGUUUGCAACCUGACAUAAGUCUUAUACAUUUUUAAAUGAGUGUAUCUCACAGUGCUGUAUAGAUGAUGGAUAAAUACACAAGCCUCAAUAAAAACAAAUACAUUGA